AGAGUGAGAGAGAGGGAGAGAGAGAAAGCCGUAGGAGGAGAGAAGCAAGAAGAGAAGAGCGAAGAGAGCGAGAGCCAUGAUAGGCACACCUCUGCAGAGGAAAGCCCCAGCAUCAUCAGAGAUGGCUGAGGCUGAACUUCACAAGGAAAGGCUCCUAGCCCUCGCGGAGAAAAGGAAAAGACAGUCAGAGAUUGAAGACAAGAGGAGACAGCUGGACGAUCUGGUGCUGCAGCUACAACAUCUCAAGUCUAAAGCCAUGAGAGAGCGUUGGCUCCUACAAGGCACGUCCCCUGGAACUAACGACGAAGACGAUGGCCGAAGAAGACAGCUGGAGAAGGACGAAGAGCAGGGGAAGAGACUGGAGGACACUAUUCACAGGUUGGAGUCAGAGAUUGGUCUGUUGGAGAGCGAGGAGUGUCAGAUCUCAGCUAAAGAACAGAUGCUCAGAGAGAGACUGAAGAAGACUGAGAGGUCCAUAGAAGACCUACAGAAAAGUCUUCAGAAUGAACAUGAUGCUGUGAGUAACGCCUGUCCCCAGCUCCCCAACCAGCUCCCCGACCAGCUCCCCAACAAGCCGGACAUCAGAGACUCCACCACCACCUCUCCUCACCAGGCCCCAGCCUCAGCAGCACCUGCCUCUGGUGAGCACCCAAGGAAACCUGCGAUGUACGCCAUGGAGAUCAAUGUGGAGAAGGACAGGAAGACAGGCGACACCAGGAUCCUGUCAGCGUCUUCCGUCAGCCCUGACGAGGUGCCCCAGCGUGGGGUCAAGGUCUUCGACGACGGCCGGAAGGUUGUCUAUGAGGUCCGCUCGGGGGGGUCCACCACCCUGGAGAAUGGGGUUCACCCCUGGAGCUCCCAACAGGUGGACGAGCUGAUGCAACGGGUCGGGGUGCCCGCCGGUCAGGCCGACGGGGGUAAGGCUAAGGUUACUAUCACCCCUGUUGGUACUGGUGACACCAAAACCUCCCCCAGCUCCACUGACCGCACAGAUGAGCACCCUACCACCUACACCACCCCCCCAGCCAUCCGUAGCCCUGCUGCCAUGGCCCACAAGGUUCCCCAAGCUCCAGGCGCCCCUAUCACAAUCCAGCCUCAACCCCGUCAUGAGGUAGCCUACGAGGGAGAGGUGCUGGAGGCUCCCCAGGCAACGGCGGAGAAGCCAGUCACUAUGAUCUUCAUGGGCUACCAUAAUGUAGACAACCAAGAUGAAACCAAGAGGCUGCUGGGAUUCGACGGCACCAUCAAGGCUGAGAUCGUCCUGAUCGAUGACGACGAUGAGAAGUCGUUACGGGAGAAAACAGUCACCGACGGUUACUCCGUAAUCGACGGCAACGCCGCCGACCUGGUGUCCGGCUCCCGGCCACUCAGCGACACCACCGAACUGUCGUCGGAGGGGAAGGACGAGAGCUCUGCCACGGCCACCAAGGAACUCCCCUCCCCAGCAGGUAUAGAGAAGAAAAAGCGCUGCCAUUGCUGUACUAUCAUGUGACCUCAUUACUUUAACUACACUACCCACAACUCUCUAGUUUUUCCUGGGACUGCCGGGAGGGAAGAGCUCGUUGGUUCAUCGAGGCUCUGAUCCUCCUCCUCCCUAAACCCUCCUCUUCCUCAUCCUCUUCCUCCUCGUGGCUACUAACAGAACCUCCACCUGCCCUCUGACCUCUGGGACCUGGCUGGGGUUACAGCACUCUCUUUAUCUGACCUUUGACAUACAACCUCUCUCCUCUGUGAGCUGGUUGUGUCCAAACCUUGACCCCCUCUGUGAGCUGGGGAAGCAAAGCAUCCUGUCUCAUCUCUAGCCUUUCUGAGUAGACCCUAGACACUGAUCUCUGGUCAGUUGUUCCUUUCCCCCAAUAACGGUUAAGGACAGGAUUGGGAGAGGGGCAGCUGAUCCUGGAUCUUUAGCUAGGGGAAACCUCACACCGGAGGACAACACUACCAGAGCAGACCAGAGCAGACCAGUGCAGGGGUUUGGUUGGACAGUCAGUUGCUAGUUUAUGUAUACACAACACAUUGUAGUGUGGUGGUUACUAACUGUUAUUUUGGGAUAAUCAACAAUGAGAAUAGACAACAAGGACAUCAUCAAAACAAGCAUGUCAUGUAAAGAAAGAAAUUGUCUGUAAGAAAUAGGCUACAAUACAGUGAUUUAACCUGACUGUCUUGUUACAUAACUGAAUCUGAAGAUGAAAGGGCUGUUUGUGUGUCAUUUAGAUUGGCUCAUAUCUCAACAAACAUCUAUCAGCCACUCCUGAACACUAUCUAUCAGGCACUCCUGAACAUAAUUUAUCAGCCCCUCCUGAACACUAUAUAUCAGCCACUCCUGAAUGCUAUCUAUUAGCCACACCUGAACAUUAUCUAUCUGGUACACCUAAACAUUAUCCAUCAGCCACUCCUGAACACUAUCUAUCAGCCACUCCUGAACACUCUCUAUCAGCUACUCCUGAACACUAUCUAUCAGCCACACCUGAACGCUAUUUAUCAGCCACUACUGAACGCUAUCUAUUAGCCACACCUGAACACUAUCUAUCUGGAACACCUAAACAUUAUCCAUCAGCCACUCCUGAACACUAUCUAUCAGCCACUCCUGAACCCUAUCUAUCAGCCACUCCUGAACACUAUCUAUCAGCCACUCCUGAACACUAUCUAUCAGCCACUCCUGAACACUAUCUAUCAGCCACUCCUGAACACUAUCUAUCAGCCACUCCUGAACACUAUCUAUCAGCCACUCCUGAACACUAUCUAUCAGACACUCCUGAACACUAUCUAUCUGGAUCACCUAAACACCAUCUAUCAGCCACUCCUGAACAUCAUCUAUCAGCCACUCCUGAACACUAUAUAUCAGCCACUCCUGAACGCUAUCUAUUAGCCACACCUGAACACUAUCUAUCUGGAUCACCUAAACACCAUCUAUCAGCCACUCCUGAACAUCAUCUAUCAGCCACUCCUGAACACUAUAUAUCAGCCACUCCUGAACGCUAUCUAUCAGCCACUCCUGAACACUAUCUAUCAGCCACUCCUGAACAUCAUCUAUCAGCCACUACUGAACAUCAUCUAUCAGCCACUCCUGAACAUCAUCUAUCAGCCACUCCUGAACAUCAUCUAUCAGCCACUCCUGAACAACAUCUAUCAGUCACUCCUGAACAUCAUCUAUCAGCCACUCCUGAACACUAUAUAUCAGCCACUCCUGAACGCUAUCUAUCAGCCACUCCUGAACAGCAUCUAUCAGCCACUCCUGAACAACAUCUAUCAGCCACUCCUGAACAUCAUCUGUCAGCCACUCCUGAACACUAUCUAUCAGCCACUCCUGAACACUAUCUAUCUGGAUCACCUAAACACCAUCUAUCAGCCACUCCUGAACAUCAUCUAUCAGCCACUCCUGAACACUAUAUAUCAGCCACUCCUGAAUGCUAUCUAUUAGCCACACCUGAACACUAUCUAUCUGGAUCACCUAAACACCAUCUAUCAGCCACUCCUGAACAUCAUCUAUCAGCCACUCCUGAACACUAUAUAUCAGCCACUCCUGAACGCUAUCUAUCUGGAACACCUAAACAUUAUCCAUCAGCCACUCCUGAACACUAUCUAUCAGCCACUCCUGAACACUAUCUAUCAGCCACUCCUGAACAACAUCUAUCAGCCACUCCUGAACAGCAUCUAUCAGCCACUCCUGAACAACAUCUAUCAGCCACUCCUGAACAUCAUCUGUCAGCCACUCCUGAACACUAUCUAUCAGCCACUCCUGAACACUAUCUAUCAGCCACUCUUGAACGCUAUCUAUCAGCCACACCUGAACACUAUCUAUCUGGAGCACCUAAA
Messenger RNA from Oncorhynchus tshawytscha (Chinook salmon), 3816 nucleotides. RefSeq names its product paralemmin-2. The coding region runs from base 77 to 1492 and encodes 471 amino acids. Gene Ontology annotation, cellular component: membrane. Gene Ontology annotation, biological process: regulation of cell shape. NCBI's taxonomy places the organism in Eukaryota, Metazoa, Chordata, Actinopteri, Salmoniformes, Salmonidae. The record is from RefSeq and is a predicted model, not a curated record. The transcript is spliced from 8 exons.